Messenger RNA from Hypanus sabinus (Atlantic stingray), 4226 nucleotides. Its product is annotated as zinc finger protein 850-like. Gene Ontology annotation, biological process: regulation of transcription by RNA polymerase II. The transcript is spliced from 3 exons. Gene Ontology annotation, cellular component: nucleus. Lineage: Eukaryota; Metazoa; Chordata; Chondrichthyes; Myliobatiformes; Dasyatidae. The record is from RefSeq and is a predicted model, not a curated record. Gene Ontology annotation, molecular function: RNA polymerase II cis-regulatory region sequence-specific DNA binding; DNA-binding transcription factor activity, RNA polymerase II-specific. Bases 814 to 2775 code for a protein of 653 amino acids.
GAACAAGGUUUACAAGAAUAAUCUCAGGAAUGAUCGGCUUUAUGUAUGAGGAGCAUUUGAUGGUUGUGGACCUGUGCUCAAUGGAGUUCAGAGGGACAGUGGGGUUGGUGGAGGGAUGUAUGGUUAAGUAAACCUACCGAAUGCUGGAAAGCCUGGAUACAGUGGACAUGGAGAGGAUGUUUCCAUUAGACGGAGAGUCUGUGAUCUGACAGCAUAGGCUCAGAAUAAAGACGCUUCCCUUUAAAAUUGAGUUAGACCUGCGGUGAGAGAUUUAUUGGUAUAAAAAACCCAACUGGAAGCAAACCACGACUGAAGAUGAGGGAACAUCAACAAGUGAACCAGCCCGAGGAUUGAGAGCAUCAACUGAAGAGAAUCCAUCUGACUCGGAGAUUCCAGUGAUUCAGUCAGGAGAAAGUUUGGUUAAAAACGAGAAGGAAUUUGUCUCCCAGAAGCUCAAACAUGGCACACCAGUUUUGCUGUCUCUGUCUAGAUAUUUAAGAGGUGAAGCAAGGGAUUCAAUCAACCUUCCUAUCUGAUCAGACUACGGGGCAGGAUUCACUCAGUCAUUUGACCAACUGGCACCUCCAUUAUUUUACACAGGGGAGAGCCCAUUCUUCUGCUCAGGCUGUGGGAAUGGAUUCAGUCAGUCAUCUCAACUGAAGGUACAUCAGUAAGUUCACAUUGGGCAAGGUCAUUCACCUGUUCUGUGUGUAAAAAAAAUAUUUAGUCUGUCAUCCCACCUGUGGACCCACCAGUCAGAAGCUGGUCAUCUGCUAAAUUUCUGGGGAAGGAUUCACUCGGUCAUCUGACCUAAUGGCUCACCAGUCAGUUCACACAAGGGAGAAGCCAUUCACCUGCUCAGACUGCGGUAAGGGAUUUACUCGGUCAUCUGACCUAAAGGUACAUCAGCGAGUUCACACUGGGGAGAAGCCAUUCACCUGCUCAGUCUGUGGGAAGGGAUUCACUCGGUCAUCCUACCUGCAGAAUCAUAAGCAAGUUCACACUGGGGAGAAGCCAUUCAUCUGCCUAGAAUGCGGGAAGAAAUUCACUUCGUCAUCCAGCCUGCGGAGUCAUCAGCGAGUUCACACUGGGGAGAAGCCAUUCAUCUGCUUAGAAUGUGGGAAGAAAUUCAUUUCGUCAUCCAGCCUGCUGAGUCAUCAGCGAGUUCACACUGGAGAGAAACCGUUCACCUGCUCAGAAUGUGGGAAGGGAUUCACUCAUUCAUCCAGCCUACAGAGACACCAGCAAUCUCACACUGGAGAGAAGUCGUUCACCUGCUCAGUCUGUGGGAAGGAAUUCACUCAGUUAUCCAACCUGCAGAGUCAUCAGCGAGUUCACACUGGAGAGAAGCCAUUCACCUGCUCAGAAUGCGGGAAGGGAUUCACUUUCUCAUCGACACUUAAGGUACACCAGCGAGUUCACACCAGGGAGAAACCGUUCACCUGCUCAGUCUGUGGGAAGAGAUUCACUUUCUCAUCUAACCUGAAGGUACAUCAGGUGGUUCACACUGGGGAGUGGCCGUUCACCUGUUCAGUCUGUGGGAAGGGAUUCAUUAACUCAACUGAACUGAUAGUUCAUCAACGAGUUCACACUGGAGAGAGGCCAUUCACCUGCUCAGACUGUGGGAAGGGAUUCAUUAAGUCAGAUGAACUGAAGGUUCAUCAGCGAGUUCACACUGGGGAGAGGCCGUUUACCUGCUCAGACUGUGGGAAGGGAUUCACUUCCUCAUCUAACCUGAUGACACACCAGCGAGUUCACACCGGGGAGCGGCCGUUCACUUGCUCGAACUGUGGGAUGAGAUUCGCACGGUUAUUCACCCUACAGUGUCACCAGCGAGUUCACACUGGGGAGAAGCCAUUCACCUGCUCAGACUGUGGGAAGAGAUUCACUCAGUCAUCUGACCUAAAGGCUCACCAGCGAUUUCACACCAAGGAGUGUCCAUUCACCUGCUCGGACUGUGGGAAGGGAUUCACUUUGGAAUCGACUCUAGUGAAACACCAGCGAGUUCACACUGGGAAGAAGCCAUUCACCUGCUCAGUCUGUGGGAAGGGAUUCACUUGCUCAUCCCAACUGAAGGUACAUCAGCAACUUCACACUGGGGAGAAGCCAUUCACUUGCUCAGAAUGUGGUAAGGGAUUCACUAUGUCAUCUCACCUACUGAUACACCAGCGAGUUCACACUGGGGAGAAGCCGUUCACCUGCUCAGACUGUGGAAAGGGAUUCACUUGCUCAUCCCAACUGAAGGUACAUCAGCGAGUUCACACUGGGGAGAAGCCAUUCACCUGCUCAGAAUGUGGGAAGGGAUUCAGUCGGUCAUCCAGCCUACAGAGUCAUCAGCGAGUUCACACUGGGGAGAAGCCAUUCACCUGCUCAGAAUGUGGGAAGAGAUUCACUCGGUCAUCCCACCUACUGAAACAUCAGCGAGUUCACACUAGGGAGAAGCCGUUCACCUGCUCAGACUGUGGGCAGGGAUUCAGACUGUCAUCCCACCUACUGAGACAUCAGCGAGUUCACACUGGGGAGAAGUCGUUCACCUGCUUAGACUGCGGGAAGGGUUUCACUCGGAUAUCCAACCUGCAGAGUCAUCAGCGAGUUCACACUGGGGUGAAGCCAUUCACCUGCUCAGAAUGCGGGAAGGCAUUCACUCGGUCAUCCACCCGACAGAGACACCAGAAAGUUCACACUGGGAAGAAGCCAUUCACCUGCUCAGUCUGUGGGAAGGGAUUCACUCAGUCCUCCACCCUACAGAAACACCAGUCAGUUCACACAUUCUGAGCUAUUCACCUGCUCAGAAUGUUGGAAAGGAUUCAUUCAGUCAUCCCAACUACUGGCACACCAGUCAGUUCUCAUUGUUAUUAAUCCCUUGCUUUUGCUUGCUGAGGACAUUCAUUUUAAGAGAGAGAGUGAUUAAGAAGGCAAAUCAGUCUGGCUUGCAGCUUGUUUACAUCACUCACAGCUUGUUUAGUUUUAACCGAGGAAUCAGACACUCAGAGUCAGAUGGAGAUAAAGGAGGAAAAAUGGAAGGAUCGAAACCAGGGAACUAGUGGCCAAGAGUCACUGUUUAGAGCUUUCCUAUGCCCACAAGUGUGGGUUAAGUAUUCAUUCACCAUGCAUCGAAUGUGUGGUUGUCACCUUGUUUGAUCCAUAGGUGUGGAUCAGAUUUAAGGUAUCCUGUGAAGACUACUUUUGUGUUAACGCUUGGUGGGGUGUGGUGUGAUAAUACACUUGAAGAUGAUACCCCUUGUGACAAGUCACUUUCGGUGAUAAUUCGUAUGUGGAUUUGGAACGAUGAAGCAUAAAAUCUACAGCAACUGUUCUCUCAUUUUACUACAAUGGAACCUUUGGAAUUCGACGUAAUUGCCUUCUCUCGACAUUUACCCUGGAUUACAAAUAUCUCUCUCUCGUUACCUAUUCCGUGGAUGAACUGAACUUCCAUACUUUACCAUCUCAAGACUCUCAAGCCUUGUUUCCCCCAAGCUCAAUAGUUUGGGAGUUAUAUUUUGUUACGCCCCAACCUCUGAGGGGCCGAAGGGUACAACGUAGCCCCCUCCUUUUUGAGAAUCGCAAGAUCGCUAUGAAUUCAGGUCAGGAGACCCAGGAAAUGAGAGAAAGACACGCAGAAUCCACAUGGGGUUUUUAAUGUCCCAGCCCCUCAGCGAUACAAAGCCACGGGAAAUGGUCAUUGUCACUUGGAGAUGGAAUAGUGUAUUGAGUUCCGUACUAUUUAGUUGAAGCCCUCAGGGAAUGAGCCGAGGGGGCUGGCUGAGAGAUUGCAUCAUUCCAACCUGAUUGACAUCUGAGAACCUGUGAGUAACGAUAAAAGAGGGUCUGGGGAACAACCCCUUUAGACGCACCAGGGAAACGAUAGAAAUCCCGUCUGUCCAUCCUUGCCCGGAUGACGAGUUUUCCACGGAACGGCUUAGCUAAAGGACCGACUACAAAAACAGAACUCUCGAAGGAUUGACAUCAUAAAAAGGAAAGCCGGCAAGUUUGAAACAUCUCUCUCUCUUGACUCCAACAAAAGGCUGCAGCCUGCAAAAAACUUGAGUGACUUUUAUAUUUCCAUCGGACAAUACAUUAUCUCCUAGACAACGAUAGAAUUUUUUCUUAUUGAUUAUUAUUAUACCCGCGCUUUUAGAAUUAGUAUUGACGACGUAUAUUAUCUGUAUGUUUGCAUUGAAAUUAUUUUUGUGUAUAUUUUUCAAUAAAUACUGUUAAAAAUGGUA